Musca vetustissima is the source of this 2079-nucleotide messenger RNA. Its product is annotated as phenoloxidase 2-like. The transcript is spliced from 7 exons. The record is from RefSeq and is a predicted model, not a curated record. NCBI's taxonomy places the organism in Eukaryota, Metazoa, Arthropoda, Insecta, Diptera, Muscidae. Bases 1 to 2067 code for a protein of 688 amino acids. Gene Ontology annotation, molecular function: oxidoreductase activity.
AUGUCUUCGAGCGAUACUAAAGCCCUUGAACUGUUGUUCCAACGUCCUUUGGAACCAGUUUUUACGUCACGUGACAAUGGCAAGACCGCAUUUGAUUUGCCCGACAGUUACUAUACCGAUCGUUACAGUAGUUCCAAUGUAGAGCUCCAAACCCGUUACGGUGAUAAUGUCGAAAUUAAGAUUCCAUUGCGCGACUUGGCUAGGAAACCCAACUUGGAUUUUACCAAAGUUAUUGGAAGGAAACAACAAUUCUCCCUUUUCCAAGACCAACAUAAGAGGGUAGCCAGUCAACUGAUUACCAUGUUUAUGGAUAGUCCUGAUCUACAAAGCUUUGUUGCUCUCUGUGCCUAUACCAAGGAUCGUGUCAAUCCAAUGCUAUUCCAGUAUUGUUAUUCCGUUGCAAUUCAACAUCGUCGUGAUACUCGCAAUAUUCGUGUUCCACCAAUUGCAGAGACAUUCCCGUCGAACUUUGUGGAACCCUCACUGUUGCAGGAAGCACGUCAAGAAGCAUCACUUGUACCGGAUCCCAGCAAACGUUCUCUCAUUGAAAUUCCAAGGAACUAUACCGCCACCGAUGCAGAAGAUGAGCAACGUUUAGCCUAUUUCCGUGAGGAUAUCGGCGUGAACAUGCAUCAUUGGCACUGGCAUUUGGUAUACCCCGGAAGCGGACCACGCGAAAUUGUUGCAAAGGAUCGCCGCGGUGAACUGUUCUAUUAUAUGCAUCAUCAGAUUAUUGCUCGCUACAAUGUCGAACGUUUCUGCAACCAUCUAAAACGUGUCGAAGUUAUCAACAACUUCCGGGCACCCAUUGCUGAUGGUUAUUUCCCAAAACUGUUGAGCAGCGUUAACAAUCGCACAUAUCCCGGUCGUGUAGCAAACGCAGUUCUACGCGACAUGAAACGGCCAAAUAAUGUUGUCGAUGUUGCUGACCUUGAAAGAUGGCGUGAUCGCAUUAUGGCCGCCAUUGACCAAGGAUAUGUUCAAGACACUGCUGGAAAACGUUAUCCUUUGGAUGAGGUGAAGGGCAUUGAUCUUCUCGGUGAUAUUGUUGAGGCUUCUAGCCUCUCGAUUAAUAGCCAGUACUAUGGCAGUCUUCAUAACACGGUCCAUGAUAUGAUUGCCUUUGCUCAUGAUCCCGAUGGUCGUCACUUGGAAGACUAUGGUGUAAUGGGCGAUGUUACAACGGCAAUGCGUGAUCCAGUGUUCUACAAAUGGCAUGGCUUCUUGGAUGUCAUGUUCAAUAGGCAUAAGUCUCUUUUGCCACCCUACGACCAAAGUCAUUUGAGUUAUAGUGGCAUUACUAUUAACAACGUUGAGGCUAGAAUCAAUUCUCGUACGGCCGCACCAAAUGUGCUCUUGACUUAUUGGCAAAAAUCCAAUGUAGAUUUGGCUGCUGGUUUAGAUUUUGGACCCAAUGGUAGUGUGUUCGCCACAUUCACCCAUUUGCAACACGCCCCCUUCGAAUACAUUGUCAAUGUGACGAAUUCCAACGGCACACCCAAGAAGGGUACAUGUCGCAUUUUCCUCUGCCCUAAAACCGAUGAACGUGGAACACAACUUACUCUGGAGGAUCAACGUGCUUUGGCCAUUGAAAUGGAUAAAUUCACUGUAAAUUUGACCCCGGGAAAAAAUACAAUCCGCCGUCGUUCUGAUGAAUCAUCUGUUACAAUUCCAUUCGAGAGGUCCCUGCGUCGUGUUGGACCCAGCGCUCAACCAACCGAAGCCAAUGCUUUGGCUGCGUUCCAAUUCUGUGGCUGUGGAUGGCCCGAUCAUCUUCUAUUGCCCAAGGGCAGGCCUGAGGGUAUGACAUUCGAUUUGUUUGUGAUGAUAUCGGAUUAUGCCAACGAUGCUGUGAAACAAACCAAUAACGGUCCCGAUGUCUGUGGAGAUGCCUACUCGUUCUGUGGUUUGAAGGAUAAAUUGUAUCCCGAUAGACGUACCAUGGGCUUCCCAUUCGAUAGACGUUUGCCUGGCAACACUUUGACAGCGUUGACAUCAUCGUUCACCAAUUUGAUGAAAACUGAUGUGAAAAUUAUUUUCAAUGACCAGGUUGUUGAUAGGACUUAAUUUGUUUGUUGU